This is a messenger RNA of Trichophyton rubrum CBS 118892, 1959 nucleotides long. RefSeq lists its product as uncharacterized. The coding region runs from base 1 to 1257 and encodes 418 amino acids. The transcript has 2 exons. The record is from RefSeq and is a predicted model, not a curated record. NCBI's taxonomy places the organism in Eukaryota, Fungi, Ascomycota, Eurotiomycetes, Onygenales, Arthrodermataceae.
AUGGCGACAGCAAAGGAUUUACAGGCACUACUUCGUUUCUUAACGCAAGAUGCCAGAAUACCCCUCGCUACUUCUAUUAGCAAGGCUAAGGGCCUACAAGAAGCCAAGCUACUAAAUCCAGAAGAUAUUUCUAAAGCAAAGUUGGCGGCGGUCCAAUCAGUUUUUACAGAAGCCAAAACUGCAAGACAGGUGUGGAACGCGGCGAAAAGGGUUGUCAAAAAGCGAGCUACAGAAGAGCAGGAUGAUGGCAUGGUAACAGCAUCAUCUGUAUCAUCACCUUCGAAGAAACGGAAAGCAACAGUUGCAGGGCUUGACAUGACUCCUCAGCAGCUGGAAGAGUCACUUACGCUUCCCGUAAGUACGGAUUUGGAAAGGAUUUCUAAGACGGUGAUUGUCACCAAUCGAGCCCCACUAGUGUUAGCAUUCGCAGUCAUGUCACUGAAGUACACAAUGCCCGAGCAGCCGUUGUCCAGCAGACUAAGCCUUGCCCAGGCUGUGGUGAGCGCAAACAGCCGCACAAAGGCUCGCAGUCUGGGUAUAGAUACGGCCGCUCCCAGCGCUGAGGACGCAGGAUGGGCACAAGGGCAGCCCACGGUCAAGGUACUGGGGAGGAGUAUCAGCGUCCUCCGACGGGUAGGGUACGACUGGGACUACGAAAAAGGGGAAACUACAUCUGUAUCACCACCCAGUAUCGGAUUUGAUAGCAAGAAGGAAACGGUGCCAGAGGGAGGUAGCAGCAAAUCCCCGCACGCCGAGACGGGUUCCCCUGCACACAAAUCGAACGUGCUAUCACCCAAACAAGACAAUGACGACGACAAUCUCCCAGCCCUAUGGGGUCUGGACUUGGAGGGUGAUCGUAAAUCGAGCGACGGCCGCCAGCACAGCAGAUAUGGUGGGUACGACGGCGGAAGUAGAGGCCAGAGCACGCACCUCCCUGUAUUCAGAGCUGAGCCAGCUCGAGACUACCUGUUCAGAUCGUUUUCUGAGCACGAGCACGACCCAAACCAGCUGGACAGCGUGCAAAAGGCCAAGGCGACGUCGAUGCCAGCCAAGGAGAUUGCUCUCAGUUUGCUACUUGGCGCGAUCGAUCAUGUUUGCCAGUCAUGGGCGCCAACGCUGAGCCGAGACGAAUUGGAUAGACAUGUCUGGAGAUGGUACAUCGCCGUGCGGCCAGAAAUCGAGGGUGGCAUCUCAGGAUGGGGCCAGAAGGGAAAGGUCCAUUUAUCUGCGAUCCUUGAUUUGAAGAGACCGAGAUGAAAUGCGUGUGUUUUAGUUUCGAAUAUUUUCACGAGCCAUCAAUCAAAAUUUUUGGACCACAAGAAGGGCUGUGGGAACUGGCUAUGGAGAAUUUCUGGGCUCAAGAUGGAUUAUAUGAGCUCACGAACUGGGUGUUGCUCGGCCAAUCGUGUUGAUUUUAUGCAUCAAAUCAUCUCCCAUUUGGAGACAUCCGUUCGGAAACUACCCCCACACCCUUGCCUCGACAAAAACUUCCUUAUGGGCCAGGCAGGAGAGGAGGGGGAAGAGAAAGAAGAGGAGAAUUGAUACGAAUCGAAAAUGGGUGUUGGCGUGCCAGAGGCGAAGAGGGAGAGCAAGGGAAGCCUCCGCAGCUGCAGCAAAGGCCAACUUUCCGACAUCGAGACAGUUCUUCAUGCGUUUUCUCUGAUGUCAUCUUGAGGUCUCACUGGUGUGGUUGUCCACGGGAAGGCCGUGUCCACCCUGGCUCCAUUCCAUGAAGAGACUUGAGUGGCCUCCAUUCGAAAGUCACCAACCUUGACCAGAAACCCUCGAUUGAACACGACACGGGCUCUCGCAUCGGGAAAGAAAGCAGAACCAGGAUGGUGAAGAUGGUGAAAACAAAAAGAAACAAACAACAAUAACAAUCGCAAAUUAUAGAUAUGAAAGGAGGUACCCCCAGGAAUUACAAGACCAAAGAGGCGGUCCUCCCAAGGGGACGACACA